GCUAAUCUGCAUAACUCUGUAUUUAGCGCUGUGUCUGGUCGUUGCGGGGCAAAAAUAUUAUUUUAAUCAUGGGUUAGUCGAUCAGUAAAGAAAAAAUGUUAGAAGUAGAGGAUUUUUCGCAGCGUGGAGAUGCUCCGGCAUUGGCUAUCAUUCAAGACAAUGCGCGAAAGAAAGCCUUUAGACAAGUUGUUGAGACCCAAGAAGAACUCACUCGAAUUCACGAACGGGUUACAAGGACUAUAGACGCGUACGAGCUGAGCGAAAAAUUGUCCGGACAUCAACUCGACGACAAAGAAGUCGAACGUAUCGCCGAAGAUUUUAUCCGAGAGCAAGCGACUUUGGAAUUUGUGGACGAUAUGACGCAGCUGCUAAUUAUAUUAUCAGACCCAGUAGCUAAGCGAAAGUAUCAACAGCAAGUUGCAGUUUUUAUCGUUGGAUUUGAAAAUCUGUGUGGACGUAGAGCCAGGCUUUUAGCCCAGUUACAAGAGUUUUUCUCACAGAAUGGUAGAAAUGAAGAUCAAUUUGACAUAGAACCUCCAGACUUUGAUAUUGAAGAUGUUGGUGUGCAAGUCAGAGAGGCCCUGGACAAAGCAGAAAAAGCAACUCAGAGACUGGCUACAGUCUCAAAAGAUGUUAUCAAAGCUUUAGAAGUAGCAAAUCCAAAAGAAACCAAAAAGGGAAAAAAGAAACUUGAGAGAGCUCUUCAGCAGGCACAACAAGAUAUUUUGUCUCUGACUGAAAAACUGAUCAGAGUACAAAAUGAUCUUGAAGAGAGUGAGGGCAAGAUGUCCCAAAUGUAUAAGUCUAUGGAGAUGAAACAAGUGGAAAUUGAAAGGCUUAAGGUUCAAGGGGAAAAUGCAAAGAAAGCUAAUGAGACAGUCAAAGAGCUGAAAGUAGAGCUUACUGUCAAAGAUACAGACCUUCAAAGAGCCAACAAGACGAUUCAAGAACUUGAGCUUAAUCUAGCUCAUUUAGAGGAUAAGCAAGAGAGAGACUUUGAAAGAAACAAAAAAAUGAAAGAAGAAAACCAGAAAUCUAAGGAUACAUAUGAAGAAAAAAUUCGGGAUCAGCAGCAGUAUAUAGCAGAUCUGAGAUCAGAAUUGAAACAACAUUAUGAUGAACAAGUCAAGGAAUUGGUGGGAGGCCAUCAGAGAGAACUGACCAAAAUUCAGAGUGAUCACAAGGUUGAGCUAGAUAGGAUGCAAAAGGCACUUGAUGUGGCAAGAAGAAAAAGUGAAGAGCUUAAAACUGAGUUAUCAGAUUCCAGCAAGCGUAACUCCAUAGCAGCUGAUUCUGGAAGCAAACGAAGUAGUCUGUUUUCACCAGAGAGUGAUUUUGGUGGAGAAACUCCCCGAAAAUUAUCAAUGAAGUCUUCAGCACAGGCUGUCAGACUCUUGAACAAAGGAAAACAGAGUCUGCAGAGUGAUGGAGGAUCAGUUUCAGACCUGAGUGACAGUUCCUCUACUCCAAUAAACAAGUCAACAACACCGACCCAAACAUCACCAUCUGUGGAGAUUACUCAAGAAAAACCUGGUGAAAGCCCUUCACGGAAGUCUUCUCUUUCCCAUAAAGAAUCAAAAACUGACACCAAAAAGAGCAGUGCUAAAGAGAGGAAUUCUACAGGGACAACAGAAAAACAGUUGAAAUCAAAAUCCCCAGAUAAAACACCAGCCACUGUCGAACCAUUUGAGAAAACAGACACAACGGGGGAAAGUUCUGAAGUGAAACAAGUUGUUACAGUAGAGGCAACAAAUAGUCAAGUUGGCUCUGUGAAAGUUGACAUGGUCGACAUUGGUAUUCAAAGUGAGACGGAAGACUUGAGUGAUAGCGAAAGUGCUACACAGCAAACAGGAAGGAAGCCCACCGUAUUGCAAGUUGUUCCAGAAGUUGAGGAGGAACACGAGGACGACGAUGAAUUGGAAUCGCGAUCUCAUGUUUAUCUCAUAAAGAAACUAGAAGAUUACAAGGUCAAGGCACAGGAAAGGCAGAAAAAGCUGGAACUAGAGCUUGCUGAAUUAAAGAACAAGUAUAUGAUGAAAACAAAUUCUUUGAUU
Stylophora pistillata is the source of this 2054-nucleotide messenger RNA. RefSeq lists its product as uncharacterized. Lineage: Eukaryota; Metazoa; Cnidaria; Anthozoa; Scleractinia; Pocilloporidae. The record is from RefSeq and is a predicted model, not a curated record.